Aspergillus pseudonomiae is the source of this 759-nucleotide messenger RNA. RefSeq lists its product as uncharacterized. The record is from RefSeq and is a predicted model, not a curated record. Lineage: Eukaryota; Fungi; Ascomycota; Eurotiomycetes; Eurotiales; Aspergillaceae. The transcript is spliced from 2 exons. Bases 1 to 759 code for a protein of 252 amino acids.
AUGGUGUCUUACGAUCCUCCGUUUGAAUACUCCCUUCGUGUGAACGACAGCUGCCCUGAGAGCACCAAACAAUGUCGGGCCACCUGGGAUGGGUUCGUUGCCUACUGUCCAUCAGACAGCACCUGCAAGGUAUCAGAUAACAACAAAAAUCCUAUCUGUUGCCCGACUGAGGUGGAUUGUCGGGAACCCGUUUUUAAGAUACCUCAUUGCGCCAACGCAAGCUGGGCCAUGUACGAACAUUCUGGCCUCUUCUGCUGCAAGGAAGACCACCAGGGGUUUUGGACCUCAGAACAGAAGUACAGCGACAGUGUCGGCUGCGCCAAGCAACCUGAGGGAAUGUCACGAACGAUCCUGAACCCAAAACCGCAAACUAUCUCGUCCACGACUUUCACGUACCCCCACAGAGCAACUUCGACGUCGGCCUCCAGAUCCGCAUCUGCAUCCGCGCCCCAUACGUCCGAAACGUCUUCAUCUGAUACUGUAUCCAGCUCUGAUGGUGCUCCUCCUGGGGCAAUCGCGGGUCUUGUUGUUGGUUGUAUGGCUGGUGUGGUUCUAAUCGCAGCGUUGAUUUGGUACUUGCUUCAGCACCGACGGCAGAAGAGACAGCCUGGCCCAGGUUCAGAUUCACAACCGGUCCCCGGAUUUCCCAAAAGGCCGGCCUCUUCGCUCCAAGGUGAGAUGAGUGAGCUGCCGUCGAGUCCGCCCAUCCAGGCAGUUUACGAGGUUCACGAACUGCCACAGACCACGGAAACCCGAUAG